Molecule: messenger RNA, 594 nt
Organism: Brassica napus (rape)
Lineage: Eukaryota; Viridiplantae; Streptophyta; Magnoliopsida; Brassicales; Brassicaceae
Exons: 2
Coding region: 1-594 (197 amino acids)
Source: RefSeq, a predicted model, not a curated record
AUGUUCAGAAUUACUUCGAGGAUGAUGUUAGGUGGAGAGAGAAUAAGUGAUUAUGAUAUGAUCGAGAAAACUCUCUCCACUUUCCAUCCUGAAAAUGUAGUCCUACAACAACAGUACCGGGCGAAUGGAUAUACCCAUUACUCGGAGUUGAUGCAAGUCCUCCUUGUAGCGGAGCAGAAUAAUCAACUCGUGACUUUAAACCAUCAAGCUCGUCCCACUAGAUCUGCUCCAUUCCUAGAAGCAAAUGUUGCAUCAUCCAGUUAUGAUAAUAGGAGAGGACGAGGUCGUCGACGUGGUGGAAACCGUUAUCAUGGUCGUGGAAGAGGACGAGGAAGAAGAUUACGUCCCUAUGAUGAAAGAAAUAAUAAAGACUUCCACGAAAAUGAAAGGAAUGAAAAAGACCGGGAUGAUAAAAGGAAAACGGGAAAGGUUUGCUAUAGAUGCGGCAUGAAAGGUCAUUGGGGAAAAGAGAAAGGAAGAGGUGAAACAAACUUCAUCUCUGAUGAACCCGGACCAUCCUUUCAUGGUUUAAACGAUGAUACUCAUCUCGACGUAUCAGACUUUCUGGUUGAGCCAGAGAGUAUCGAUGAGUGA